AUGACAGCAACAGAACAUUUUCAUGUCUCUGGAAACCCACAAAGUCUUCAGCCGGGGCAGUGGGCUCCGCCUCGUGCACCUUUACCCCCGCAUCGUCUUGCGAAGAUAGCUAAUGCCUUGGGAGUCUCUAUGCCUUCUCCCGCAGGAUCUAAUUCUUCAUCUGCAUACUUGUCUGCUUCCUUUCCUGGCGCAUCUCCCACCACGAGUCAUACUGAUCUUCCCUGGCGCGUGAUGACACCGUCUGCUACAUCUACUCACAAUGUUGGAUCAUUUGCGUCUUCAUCUCAGUCCAAAUUCUUGCUGCAUGUCAUACCACCUCUUCACCUCCUUCACGACUUCGACGCGUCUGAUCCAUUGGAACCUGCACCUCCUCCUAAUGCAUCGGGAUAUCACACGCAGUUUAGACGCGGUACCCUUGUCUCUCUGCAGCCUUCGCUGCAUGCGCAACUGAAUGCAAUUGCCAAAGAAUAUGCAUUGCCUAGCACAAUCGGUCUCAUCCUUUACCUUAUCACAACUUCCCCACAGAGCCGCCAGAAUAGUCCAAUGCCUUAUGCCACCCCCAAUUCAGGAAACGAGGAUGCAGAGGAACCAGGUCCACGCAUCUCCGAAGAAAUUUGGAAACAUAUCUGGGGUCGAGUUCUGAAAGCUGAGCGUGAAGAAUCUCUCACACUUUCGCGGGGAGUAGGCUCUAGUUCCUUCGGUCUGGGUCUAGGACUAGACUCAACGGGCCAGUCCAACUUGCGCCCUUUGGUCACCCCCAUGCGGACGGAAACGCCGCAACCGCAACCUAUCACAUACCCAAUUACUCCUUCGUCUACCGCGUCUUCAGUAUCCGAUCUUCGGUCUCACUCUAAAUCUGCCCCUCUAUCAUCCUCAUCAUUGACACACUCGGAACCAGAUACCCCCGAUACCUCCCAUUCUUCUGAUAACGAAAUACUUGGCGUUACGCUGCCAGGUCUUAAUUCACCCUCUAUAAUACCUAUACUUGCAAAAGUGGAGUUUGAUAUUGAUCGACGGAAAGCAGCGUGGUACGAGCCAUGGUUGCGUGGCCGUCGAAUGACCCAUACUAAACGUGCCGAGAGUCGUCAAAGUAAUCGAGCAUAUUCUCAACCACGUACGGAAGGAGAUGGAGAUGAAAGGCGUGCGCCGUUCGAUCUAAAACUAGUGGGGAGGAUGCAAAAUGCAAGCUCUGUGCCCAGCUUUACUGCAUCACUGUCUUCAAGGGAUGAGGGCGGCACUGGCGACGUCGGCGGGUAUGCUCCCUUGUCAGAUCCCACAGAUGAAGAAAUUGACGAGGACAUAACAACAUGCGAGACUGACAUUUGUCAUCAUGAUCCUCUGGUGGACAUCUUCGGCAGUGAUGCAGACACCUGGGCUGAAAUGCGCGCUGAAUCGCAGGGCAAUCAGCCUGAGAUCAAUCCAAAUGUAGUCGAGCUUGCGUUGGAUGUAUCCUCAAUCACUGCUAUGCCUGAACAGGCACAAGCGGAAGAUGAGGUGGAUGAGGUGGAAGAGGUUAGGGAUAUCAUGUGCAGGAUGUCAAAGCCCAUGUUGACCUUGUCGAUACCAUCUUCACCGAACUCAAACUCACAGCAUCUGUCGUCACCCCCGGUAGCAAGUGCUAAGAAGUCACCUCCCCUUCCUUUGGUCCUUGCACCCAACGACACAAGAAAUAGCCUUGUUCUGCAUACUGGAUCCAGCCCGAGGCUAUCAUCUUCCAGUGAAGGCGACGGUAUGAGUGUGCCCUAUGCGCAUGCAAGUCCAAGAGGGAUCCCGGUCACGGAUGAGAUAGGUGACGAUGAUGAAGCCUCCCUAGACAUGGACCAAGAAUAUAUGCGAUCACGGAGUCCUGAAGAAAAGCGCGGCGGUGCUGUUUUUGAAGACCUCAAUCUUGGUUUAGAUCUCGGAGACGGAGACGAAGACGAAGAGUAUGACGAGAAUGAUCCGAAUGAUCAACGCAGAAGCCAAUAUCUUAUGAGAGCCAAACUUGACGAGAUUGAACGGACUUUGGCACAGUUUUCUCCGAGACACAUCAAAACGGAUGACUUGGACCAAGAUAUUACGAUAACUCAUACCCGAACGAAGUCGCUUCUCGCACUUCAUGCAGGAGGAACUUCGAAAUCAUUAGUUGAUCGUACACGUGAUAUUCAGGCUACAGGCGAUAAAUCGUGGCCUACUGUCUCCUACUCAUCUAUCGCUAAUAAUUCGCAAUCUCCAAGCUCCCGAUCACAUCGGCCUACAAAUCUCACUCCGUCACCACCUCAACUUGCUAUCAACGGUGUGUCGACAGGUGCCCCAAAAUCAUUCGCUCCACCCUCGCGGUCUUCAUCACCCAAUACUCUCUCCACAGAGACCAAGAUUCGCAAACGAGAUUUGGAGCCAUCCAUGUACCCACCACCCAUGCCCAAUUCAUUUAGAAGGCUAUCGGACAUGGCAACUGACUCCCCCAUACCGCUGUCUCCUGAUCCUUUUGGUCGCUACCCCUCUUAUAUCGAAUCAGAAGCUCACUCCACCCCAACGUAUUGGGAUCCUGCAACUGGGCAAUUCACCAGCAUUCCUGUCGAAUCCAGACCAUCUUUGUCAUCUGUGGAUGAGGGUUCUGUUGCUUCUACAACACCCUCCAGCCGAUUCUCUGCUGACUCGGAAAGUUUUUCGGUGGAUACUGCGGCUGCCAAAACCUCUACUCCUCUCGUGAGCGUCAAGACUUUCAAGAGACUUUGGCGUAGAAGCAAAUCUGCGUCGGUGUCGGCUCAGCAACCUCCUACGCCAAAUGCUACACAAACUUCGUUCCAGGGAAUUGCACCUCCUGCUCCAUCGUUGCAUGAUCAACUCGGGCCGCCGCCGCAAAAAGGAUUACCUCCUAUGCCUGGGACAAGUAUGCCACGAACGCCCACACGAUCAUCGUCUCCGACAAUUCCUUCGUCAGAGAAGACGAGCGUCCGUAAAUCGAUUCUUAAGACCUGGAAAUCAGUAUCAGGCUCCACAACCUCUUCUAGUGCUCCUUCAGAACCAAGACGAGAUACUGAAAGACCCGUGUCUAACGAGACCAUAAAGCCUCGGAGGUCGAGCGUCUUGGAUGCUGGGAUACCUCCAACCCCGAAACUUGCUGAACAAUAUCUGCCUUCAAAUCACGCUCGAACUGGCAGUGGCAUUUUUGAGCGAAGAAAGUCUGUUGGACGAUCUAAAAUGGGGGCCUCAUCGAAUCUCUCGACAUCAUCUCAAGACCUUGCUCUCUCAUCUAAGACACACUCGCGGACACUGUCGUCCUUACAGCAAACAUCUUCACCUCUACCACCUCCAGGUUCUGUAUCUCCUGCUCAGCAGCUAACCCCUCCUCGCCAUUCCAAAGUAGACAGCAGUUUUGAAUCGUCACAGUACGAGCUUGUAUCCUCCUCGCCCCGACUAUACCCCAGCUUGACUUAUCCUUAUCAAACACUUGACCAGGAUUAA
Messenger RNA from Suillus bovinus, 3447 nucleotides. RefSeq lists its product as uncharacterized. Lineage: Eukaryota; Fungi; Basidiomycota; Agaricomycetes; Boletales; Suillaceae. The transcript is spliced from 5 exons. Bases 1 to 3447 code for a protein of 1148 amino acids. The record is from RefSeq and is a predicted model, not a curated record.